AUUUAUUUUCUGGUUUUUCUGAGUGUGUUGGAGCCUUCCAGUCACAGCCGAGAGCGCGAGAGCGAGAGCGAGAGAGAGAUCAGAUGGAUCAAAACUCCUAAACACUCUAAAGAUUAAGAGAGAGAGACAGAGAGAGGGAUUGUGGGCUUUGAAUUAGGGUUUGAGAAUUUGGGAUUUCAAAGCACAAAAGGAAACGAAGGAACCGUCCAUUUUGUUGGUUUUUUUCUAUCUGGGGCUUUCAACUAGGGUUUCUCUCUCUUCUAUUUUUCUAGGGGUUGAUGGUGUGCCUAGUUGUGGUUUAAAAGGAAUUAAUUUGUUUGGGGCUGUUCUUGUUUAGGGGGGUCUGGUGUAAUGUAAGUGGAACUGUUUGGGGGGGUUUCUAGGGUUUCCAAUGGGGAGCACAGGUGAGCAUGAUCGAAAACGCCGUCACUUUAGCUCCCUAUCACCCACGGCUGCUACUGCUAAGAAGCAGCCCUUUUUGCCCAUUUCUGAGGACAAAAAGCUUGACAUUGCUGUCCUUCAAUAUCAAAAUCAAAAGCUAUUACAGAAGUUAGAGACUCAGAAGGUUGAGUACUCUGGUCUUGAGAAUAAAUUUUCUCAAAUGAAGGACAAACAAAAGCCAUAUGAUACCACAUUAUCAGUGGUCAAUAAGUCUUGGGAAGAGGUGGUUAAUGACUUGGAAUCAUGUUCCAUCCAUUCAAGAGAGUCGAGCUGUCAGCACGAUGUUAAAGACAAGUCAAUCAUGGAUGAUGGGGCUCCAUCUGCAUUGCAGGAUGCUUUUCUUAACCGCCUUGCACAAGCAGGUGCAACUGAAAGUUCAUGUACAUAUAACAUUUCUAAUCAGAUGGAAGAAGGUAGAGGAACUACCUUUGAAAAGACCAAGAAUAUUAUAGGUAAUGUCAUAGCUGCAAUUGACAACCAGUGGCAUGUAAAGGAUGCAUUGCAUGAUGCACUGUUGAAAGAGCUUCCAGACGAAGGCACAAGUAGGCAGAAGACAUCAAGUGACUUUAAAAAUGAAGUUAAGAACUUGAGAUUGGCAUUUAGCGAUAUGUUUGUGAAGCACAAAUUGCUGGCAAGGGAACUGCAGAGCCACCGUGACAUGGAUGCAAAGAAUAAAGCUGAACUUAGACGUUUAAAAGGGGAGUUGGAAGCUGCAGUUAGUGAAUUAGCAGAUAGUAAUUGUCAACUAGCAACUCUUAAGGCAGAGAGUGAUGCUGCAAAAGGGGCAGUUUUCCCAGUCCUAAAUUUUGCGAACAAGCAUGUUGAUAGGGUUAGAGAUAAGCAAAAAGAUCUGCAAGAUAUGGAGUCUACCCUCAAGGAGCUAAUGGACCAAGCUUCGAGUCGUCUAAUGGACAUAAAAGGCCUUCAUGAAGAAAGGAUAAAAAUAUUACAGCAGUUAUCUAGUUUGCAGAACAUGCUUAAGAAUGUGAAGUGUAUUUCCUCUUCCCAAGCCUAUCAGUUGGUGAGAGAUCAAAUAGAAAAGUCAAAGUCAGAAGUUUUUGAGUGCCAGGCCUUAUUUGAGAAACUACAGGUUGAGAAGGAUAAUCUUUUGUGGAGGGAGAGGGAACUGAAUGUGAAGAAUGACAUUGCUGAUGUUUUUCGAAGAUCUUCUGCAGUUGUUGAUUCUAGAAUUUCUGAUCUGGGUAUAGAAAUACAGAAACAGAUUGAGGAAAGAAAAAUGAUUGAAGCGAAGCUGGAAGAGGCGUCAAGAGAACCAGGAAGAAAAGAAAUCAUUGAAGAAUUUAAAGCCUUGGUUUCUUCAUUUCCUGAGGAAAUGGGUACCAUGCAAGGUCAAUUACGUAAAUACAAAGAGGCUGCUUCUGAUUUUCAUUCUUUACAGGCUGACGUGCAGUCUCUUUCCAGCAUUCUUGAUAGGAAGGUGAAAGAGUGCGAGACUUUAUCUGCCAGAUCCGCAGAUCAAGUUGCUGAGAUACAAAAUUUGAAUGCUGUGGUUCAAGAUUUAAAGGAGAGUGAAUCAGAGUUAAAGCUGAUUUUGGAAAUGUAUAGACAUGAGUUGACUGAUCCAAGUUUAUCUAUUUGCAGGGAUGUCUUGGAAGCUAGAGAUUUGGAAUGCAAGGCAUGGGCUCAUGUUGAAAGUUUGAAGUCCUCUCUUGAUGAACACACCUUGGAAUUACGAGUUAAGACAGCAAAUGAAGCUGAGGCCAUUUCUCAACAAAGGCUCGCUGCUGCAGAAGCUGAGAUUGCUGACUUGAGACAGAAAUUCGAAGAUUCCAAAAGGGAUAUUUUGAGACUUUCUGAUGCUCUGAAGUCCAAAAAUGAAGAAAACGAGGCAUACUUAUCCGAAAUUGAGACAAUUGGACAAGCAUAUGAUGAUAUGCAAACUCAAAACCAACAUCUACUGCAGCAAAUUACUGAGAGAGAUGACUAUAACAUUAAGCUUGUUUUAGAGGGUGUGAGGGCUAAACAGCUGCAGAAGGCUGUACUCAUGGAUAAACGGAAAAUGGAGAGGGAGAUUCAACAAGGCAAUGCAUCUCUUAAUUUCUAUAACAUGAAAGCUGUUCGAAUUGAAGAUCAGUUGAAAAUAUGUAGAGAUCAGAUUCAGAAACUAGCAGAAGAUAAGUUUCAAAGAGCAAUUACAUUGGAAAAUACUCAAAAGAGAUUGUCGGAUGUCAGGAAGUCAUCUCAGCAGGCACGGGAGGCUCUAGAGGAAUCACAAUCUAAAGUUGACAGAAGUCGAAUGGGUCUGUCAGAGCUGCAGAUAGAACUAGAGAGGGAAAGGUUUGAAAAGAAAAGAAUAGAGGAGGAAUUGGAAAUUUUAAAAAGAAAGGCUUCACGGCUUCGAGCGCAGACAGAGGGUUCAUCAAUUGUUGAAAAACUUCAACAGGAACUUGGAGAAUACCGGGAGAUACUGAAGUGUGAUGUCUGCCUCGACAGGACAAAACAGGUUGUCAUUACAAAAUGCUAUCACUUGUUCUGCAACCCUUGUGUGCAAAAAGUAAUUGAAAGUCGACAGAGGAAGUGUCCACGGUGUUCCAUGAGUUUUGGCCCUAAUGAUGUAAAAUCUGUAUACAUCUAAGAGGAGAUGGAUGAAACGUUAAUGAGACCUGCAUCAUGCAUGUGCUCCAGUGCAUGUGAUCCCAGACUUGAAUUAUGAAUACCUGCAGAUUCCCAUGUAAUUGUUAAAUUAGUGAAAUUGUAGAGAAGCCUUUGUUUAGGAGCAGCUCCCGUUCCCUCAUCAAACAGUGCAAAUUACCUUAGUUUUGCUGGUUCUGCUUCUAGGUUGUCAAUUUAACUCAAUUUUCUAGUGCAGAAUAAUCGUUUGCCCCUUUUAAAUGCUUGGAGCCCUGGAAUCUUUCAAUUUAUCGUUUUCAGAUUUAUCCGAAUGACCCAUUGAGAUUGUAUUCCCGGUGGUGAUGCAGCCUGCAUGAUCGUAAAAAGAAUAAGUUUUUAUGUUCGUAAGUCAAAAAAUGGGGUUCUCUGAUUUGCACUUAGUCAGUGUCUUUCUAUCCGAGGGUUUUGUUUCUGCCGAAAUUAGAUGAACCUGUAACUGAAUUUUCAGCUGUACAGAUUUUACUAGAUGUUUAGGUAGAUCUUUUCAAGAUAUUUGGUGCACAACAUUUCUUUAGAGAUGUAAAUGUUCUUCAGAUGGAUUAUUCAUUUAUUUAUAAAUGCAAAGAUCUCAGUUUUGAUCAUUUCUUCUUA
Messenger RNA from Prunus persica (peach), 3663 nucleotides. RefSeq names its product E3 ubiquitin-protein ligase BRE1-like 1. NCBI's taxonomy places the organism in Eukaryota, Viridiplantae, Streptophyta, Magnoliopsida, Rosales, Rosaceae. The record is from RefSeq and is a predicted model, not a curated record. Gene Ontology annotation, molecular function: ubiquitin protein ligase activity; metal ion binding. Bases 392 to 3037 code for a protein of 881 amino acids. The transcript is spliced from 19 exons. Gene Ontology annotation, cellular component: HULC complex; nucleus.